Molecule: messenger RNA, 1859 nt
Organism: Rhineura floridana
Lineage: Eukaryota; Metazoa; Chordata; Lepidosauria; Squamata; Rhineuridae
Product: matrix metalloproteinase-17-like
Exons: 10
Coding region: 1-1839 (612 amino acids)
Biological process (GO): proteolysis; collagen catabolic process; extracellular matrix organization
Cellular component (GO): extracellular matrix
Molecular function (GO): metalloendopeptidase activity; zinc ion binding
Source: RefSeq, a predicted model, not a curated record
AUGGAGGCUGGAAAAGUGCAUUUGCCUAAAAAUCUCUCCAUGAAGCACCACCACCAGCUGGAGGGCAGGCAAGAGACAAAGCUGUUACCCGCUUCUGGGUCCCUGGCUGUGCUCACGCUGCUGUUGCUUCUGGCUUUGCCAUCCUAUGCCCAUCCCAGGCCGACUCCCGCAGAUGACAGUGGAGAGAUGGUGGAGUGGCUGACUCAGUACGGAUACCUGCCUCCAGCUGAUCCAGUAACAGGCCAGCAGCAAACUUGGGAGGCAGUGACAAGUGCCAUCUGCACAAUGCAGCGUUUUGCUGGCAUUGAGGAGACUGGGAUCCCAGAUGAUACCACACUGGCUUUGAUCCGUAUUCCUCGUUGUUCACUUCCCGAUGUUAUCAGCACCUUCCCAGAAAGACUUCCUUUGAGGAGAAGCAGGAGGAGGAAAAGGCAGACGAGUCGGAACAGGCGGAGUGCUGGAUCGGUUUGGAGUAAAAGGAACAUUUCCUGGAAGGUGAAGACCUACCCACGGGAAGCCCAUCUCAGCCGAGAGACCAUGCGCGUAUUGAUGUAUUAUGCUCUCAAGGUAUGGAGUGAAGCAACACCCUUGAACUUCCAUGAGGUGGGCAGCCACACUGCAGACAUCUCUGUGGAGUUUCUCCGGCUGGACCACCAUGAUGACUACCCUUUUGAUGGACCAGGUGGAAUGGUGGCCCAUGCCUUCUUUCCUGGAGACCCUCAGCGGGCUGGCAAUGUCCACUUUGAUGGCGAUGAGGAAUGGGCAUUCCGUUCACCAGAUGACUUUGGUACUGACCUUUUUGCUGUGGCUGUUCAUGAGUUUGGCCACAGCCUUGGGCUUGCACAUUCACCUUCCAAGCACUCCAUCAUGCGCCCCUAUUACCAGGGACCGGUGGGAGACCCACUGCAAUACCAGCUGCACGUGGAUGACCUUACUGAGAUCCAGAAGCUUUAUGGGAGUCGAGUUCUUCGUUUCACAGAGAAACCAGAGGUAACCUCACUGCUCCCAGAUCGUCUUUCCUUGCCACAUGAUUUCCCGGCCCUCAGGUCAGGGAAGGAAUUCCCCGAUCGCUGCACCUCCAACAUUGAUGCUGCCACUCAGAUCAGAGGGGAAACAUUCUUUUUCAAAGGUCAGUAUUUCUGGCGUCUCACUCAGGGCCGGCACCUCGCCUCUCUGCGCCCGGCUUUGAUCACUGGCUUCUGGCGAGGCCUGCCUUCCUCUUUCCGCAAAGUAGACGCCGUUUAUGAGAGACACUCAGAUCAUCGCAUCCUCUUCUUCAGUGGACCUCUGUACUGGGUGUUUAAGGACAAUGGUGUGGAAGAGGGUUACCCGCGCCCUGUCACAGACUUUGGGCUGCCACAAGGGGGCAUCGAUGGUGCUUUCUCAUGGCCCAUAGACAGGAAAACCUAUUUCUUCAAGGGAAAUCUCCACUGGUGCUAUGAUGAAGUGACAGUUCACAUGGAAGAAGGCUUCCCUGUCCACAGAGCACCCUGGGAGCACUUCCCCACCUCUAUAGAUGCUGUGCUGAGUGAGAGUGAUGGGACACUAUAUGCCUUCAAAGGCAGAGAGUAUUGGAAAUUUGACCAGCACAACCUCAAGCCCCUGAUUGGCUACCCUCGUUCCAUAGCCAAGGAUUGGCUGGAUUGCAUGGGGGAACUGUACCCUCCCAGGAGCCUGCCCACCAGCCCUGCAUCAGAAGCCGAACACCAGCCAGACUUGCAGGGCCCGCAGCUGGAGGCUGAGCCCUGUGUGUGUUUUUGCUCUGCCUUUCGAGCUGUUUCACAUAGCUGGCUCCACUGCUUGCUGUUCGCUCUCCUGGCCCUGCAAGGAAUUGCCUAGGAAGGACAAGGAACAUUGCC